AUGCAGAACACAAUUUCGACGACCACUUACAGGCACACCACCAUUACCCCAGCCUUGCUGUGCUUGGCCCUGCAGCUGAAGGGUGUGCGCUUCGGUUAUCGCCGGUGCCAGGGUUCACCAGUCUGCCUUGUUGUAUCCUCGAUACGCCGUACCUUCGUUCUGCUUGCAUUGCCCGUCUUCAUCAUGUAUGAUCACAACAAUACCGGUGGCCCAUCGAACCAGGCGAAACUGGAUAAACCUUCGCCAGAUAGACCGCCACAGUAUAAUUUCAGAAACUGUGGCUACGAUUGUGGACUGGGAUGCCAGAAGGCCAGCGAGGACGAGGGUGGUGGCCGAGAUAGCGACGACGACACGGCUGUUGGUGAGGAAGAUAACGGGUACUCGGUUACUGAAUGGCAAGGCGACUAUGAAGACGUCGAAGCUGCGGAUGACGCUGAGGAGAACAUGUCAAACCCAGACACAGCAGAGAACGACACUAGCUCUCAGUUGUCAUCGACGGGAGACUACGACGCAAUGUCAGAGAGCUUGGUAGUCGAACCUUGUGCCACAAGCGAUCACAGUCCAGUGGCCUCGGUUGGUGGAAGCGUUCGCAGCCUAUCACCAAAUCCGGGCAUCUUAUACUGGAUAACAAGCAUGCAACCUGCUUCUCCACUACCAGGCGAAUAUCACUUCUUGCAUACGCCCUUGCGGCUUAGUCCGUGUGGGAGGGUGUACGUAGUGGUAGCAGAUAGGGCUAUCCAGAUGUGGAGGUGGUACCCGGCAGGCGGAACCUGGAUUGCUCUUUUCAUACCCGCGGCCGAUGGCGCUAUGGUGGCCGAUGAGAGGCAAUAUCGUACUGGAACGGCGCUGUACGGUACCCACGGCCAGCAUGCCGUGACAUAUUGUCGGGUAGCGACUUGA
Molecule: messenger RNA, 900 nt
Organism: Pyrenophora tritici-repentis Pt-1C-BFP
Lineage: Eukaryota; Fungi; Ascomycota; Dothideomycetes; Pleosporales; Pleosporaceae
Source: RefSeq, a predicted model, not a curated record